AUGGCCCUUGUCCCACUUGGUCAGGGCAAAGUCAAACCAACGACACCCCUCAUAAUCGAGAACGAGGCACUGGCAUCUCUCCCGUCCAAAUCCAACAAUAGUCCUCCGUUGAUCACCGAUUUCCAUGUGCAGAGAGACAGCUCGUGUGCGACAGAAUGCGUUGACUUCCAUGACGUCCGAUACGGGCAGGUUCCCGAAACCAUGGGCCGUGACAGCCUCCGACCCUUGGAUGCCGUCCAGUGGGAGGGCUCGGUCACUCUCCGGCGCCGAGCAGACGUGCUUCCAAGAGAGUCGGAAAGUCUAACUCACGACAUAGACGAGGGCGCAACUUACAGCUCUGAAGAUCGUGGCCAUGCUCGAAAGGAGACCAUCCCGUCCAAACCAACUGCACGGCAACAUGCGGCAAGGAAGCCUCAUCUCAAACGUGCGGUCAAGGGUCGGAAGCAUGUCCACGGAUUUUAUCCAAAGAAGGCCGUUUCCAAGAAGGAGAAACCUGACGAGUCCCUCCCAGUGUUGAGGUACAACGAGGGCCCAUCGUGGCUGCUGGAACUCGACGGCGAGGAGAUCAAUCCCUUGCUACCGUCGCCGUUCCCCAAUGAUCUUGUUAGGAGACACAUGCACAGUCUUCCCGAAGUGCUGGCUAAGCUGGUCUCAAAGGCCGCUUUGAGUGCCCCCUAUGGCCGUGCUUUCUCGAGCGAUCUCAUGGCUUCGCUGUCGAUGCACCCGGCCCAACUGCACGCCAUGAUGUUUGCGGUGAUGGUCCACGAUCGCAUCCAGCAAGGGAUCAGCAAUCCAACCGCAACGGAGCUCAUGGUCGGCAUGGAAGCCAUCCGACAUCUCAACAAGGAGAUCAGCAGUCCGGACCCUGAACGAGCACUCUCCGACUCGAACAUCUGGGCCGUCCUGGUGCUCGCGUACUCUGGAAGGGAGGACAAGCUGAGACCCGCGCAGAGUUACCCCCGGCAGAGCUUCCUGAGAGAGCUGCAAUCGAUCCACAUCUAUCUGAAGAUGGACAUCGUGAUCGAGCAUGUCCUCGGCCUGGUCAAGAUGAUGGAGCUGCUGGGAGAUUUGCGGAAGAUCAAGACGCCCGGGAUCGCACAAACCGUGUCGUGGGCCGGUGUAAUGGGCGCGGUCCGCAAUCUCACCCGACCAAUCUUCCCGUUCGUGUCCCACACGGCGACCUUCGUCCACGAAGACGGCCGGCUCGCGGUAUCGCAGCACGAACGCGAGGCCGUGGCCAAAGACCUAGGCCUACUGGGCGCCGGCUUCUGGCAAGUCUGGAGCUUGAACGCCGCCUCCACAGCGGCCUACCUUGACCGUCUCUUCGAGGUCAUCCAAGACAUGGCCGACUUCACCAUUGUGGUCGAGAACCACGCCAGUGGACGGUGGAUACCCAGAACAUCCCCCGAGAUCAUCGACCAGCGAAACUUUGUGCAGCAUAAAUUGAUGUCUCUGCACUCGGAGGAGGAAUUGGUCGUCAGCGGUGGGCUUGUCGCGGAGGACAUCGAUGUACAAUACGAGACUUGCCGCCUUGCCUGCAUAGUCUACUCGUUUCUGGUGGUGUUCCCCGUCCCCCCAGUCGUGGGACCCUUCGAGACCCUCGUGGGGAGGUUGAAGCGCACGCUGAAAGCGACCGACUGGACAGUAUUCGACAGGCCCCGGCUGCGACUACAUUUGUGGAUUCUGAUCAUGGGCUCGAUCGCUUCCAUCGGACUGCCGGAUCGUCCUUGGUUCCUGCUAAGAGUUAUGGAGGUGCUCGAAGACGUCGGCAUGACGAACUGGAAAGGCUUGAAAGCAUUGUUGAAGACAUUCUUGUGGCAUCCGCGGACCAGUGACUUAGACGGGCUUGACAUUUGGAAAGCGACUCAGCACGCAGAUACCCCCGAUUUAGCACAAUGA
Molecule: messenger RNA, 1899 nt
Organism: Cladophialophora carrionii CBS 160.54
Lineage: Eukaryota; Fungi; Ascomycota; Eurotiomycetes; Chaetothyriales; Herpotrichiellaceae
Exons: 3
Coding region: 1-1899 (632 amino acids)
Source: RefSeq, a predicted model, not a curated record